GCGUUCUCUCGCAAAUGUUUUGCAUCAGGAUGGGAAGGUUUGCAAUCGCUUGCAAAGGUUUGCUUUGCUUAAGUUCAGACAUGAAACAGCUCUUUGAAUUCGCGAGGGAACGCAUUUUUUUGCGGUGGCGCUGUGUACCCGUAGUUUGCCAGCCGCCAUAAUCCAAGGAAGAGGAAGAACAACAAUCCCUUUUGCAGCGGGAUGUUUGGCCAUGGCGUCCUGUACUAACAUCGGGAAAUUUGAAUCUUUAAACUCCUUUAUCCACGAACGACUGACGACGACUGCAGGAGAGAUAUUUCAGGUAGUUAAAGACACCCUCGCUGAGUUUCAGGAGGAAAUAUAUCGCUCCAAACAGGAGAAUAUUUACCUGAAAAGAAGACUAGCCGAAGUCAGCCGCGGUGAAUCAGAUGCUCAGACUAAGCAAGAACCGUUUCCUUUAGAGAAGCAGAACUCCAACCCAGACCCACUGGAAUUUGAGAAGCCAGUAAUACAAGUGAAGCUGGAGCUUAGUACCGUGCACCAGGAUCCUGAGACACAGCAGCAGUUAUGUGCUCUGCCUGCAAGCAGCUUUGAACAUGCAGGCACAACUCACAGUUCACCCCACAGUGUCUCAAAUAAAGUAGGAGGAGACAAAGAUGUUGAUGUGUGUAUGGACUCAUAUGUGACGGUCAAAGUAGAGCAGAGUGACUCACAAGUGACUUGCUCUGACAACGCAAGUGCAGUCCACAAUGGAAGCAGUGGUACUCUUGUGGGAGUUCACAAAGAUGAACCUGGUCAGCGUCCCUCUUCUCAGUGUGUCCAGUCAUCUGGUGACUGUUGUCACCCACCAUCUCGUGUGGAAAACAGCCUGGCAGGAGUGCUGUUUCCUUGUGAGGUUUGCAGCAAGUCCUUCAAAAACAAUGUGCUAUUGAAGAAACACAUGCUGACGCAUCAGAAAGAGAGAGCACACCGCUGUGAAUUUUGUGGGAAGUGUUAUAGUCACAGUCAUGCACUGCAAAACCACAUCAGAACUCAUGCAGGAGAGAAACCAUAUCACUGCAAAUUCUGUAAUAAGACUUUUGAUCGUAAGGGCCACGUGCAGGACCAUGAAAAGAUUCACACUGGUGAAAAACCUUAUAGCUGUGCGAAAUGUGGAAAGCGUUUCAUUUGGCUGAAUCAGGUCAAGCUCCACAUUCAGAAUUAUCACCCGGAGGAAACUGGUAUAAUUAUCAAAAAAUCAACAAAACAGGGCAUCUUGAAGAUAGCUCACCAGAGCGAAAAUAAAUAUCCUUGUGAAGUGUGUGGAAAGAAUUACAGCAGCCAGCAUGUAUUGAGAAACCACCUUCGAGUCCAUACUGGCGAGAGGCCGUUUAAGUGCAAAUUCUGUGCUAAGACUUUCACACAGAAAAGCCAUAUGCUGGAACACGAGAGGAUCCACACUGGAGAACAGAAAUAUAGCUGCUCAGAAUGUGGCUUGAGUUUCAUUUGGUUGCGUCAAGCCAAGGCUCAUGUUCAGAAUCACCAUGACCAGUGUGCAAAGAUUGUCAGAAAAUAAGGAUUUUUUUAGAGUUGAACUUUGAUAAUAUUUGACAAGUAGUGGAGAGCGGGGCACAAACAGACAUGGGGUUAAAUAUAGCAUGUUAUUUUAUAAAGUUAACACAUUCAAGUAAAAUGCAAUUUUAGUCAUGUUCUUGUAUCCCAAAUAGCAAAGUCAUCUGUGAAUUUUGAGUUUAUUUUUCAAGAUUCACCCUAAAGGCCAUAAAAGUACUAGAAAAGUAACUUGUAUAUAUUUAUCAGUUACAAUAUAACACCUGUAUUUUUUGGAAUCCCCUUCUUGGUGGCUUCAGUAUAGCACCAUUUUGAAGCACGUCAACAACUCCUAGUGAGAGCAAGCCAGACUGAAGUAUAGCCUCCACAUGGCAGGGUUAGUUUUAACACAGUGGUACAAAUAAACCUCACAAGAAAAACAAUAGAAUUAGUACUUUUUUGACAUUGAAUGCAAAGAUUUAACAAAAAAAGUACUGCAGAUGUCAGUAGAUAUUUUAUCACUUUGAUAUAUGCUGUUCUACUUUGUGGGCAAAAAUUAAUGUCAUCAAUGACACUGCCUCUUUACUGUAAUCAUAUAUAUGGCUUUUUGACUGAAUUGUUCAGAAAUGGUAGGUGAUGGAAACAGAAAGAUUAUGAUUUCAUUUGUAGCAGAGAUGUGUAACUUGAUUGUGUAUAAAAAAAAAUAUUAACCAUAAACCAAAAUAUUAGGUUGUGCCCUGCUCACCUCUUUUACCUUCUGAAAAAUUAAAGUGCCAAAAGGGGCUUUUUAGUUCAAAGCCAAUGGGGGGGAAAAACUUCCACUGAGUGGUUCUUUAAAGACAAUCGUGAACCUUUCAAAGGUUUCAGGAACUGCCACUUAAUGUAAAGGUUUUGGGAAGAAUCAUUAAAUGCCUUGUCCAAACAUACUUGGUUCUUUAGUGAAACAAAAGUGGAACUUCUGUGGCAUGGCUGUAAGAAUCCUUUAUGGCACCUUUUUGGUCAGUCGCAUAGAGUUCACUUGCUGAAUGUGUGCCUUGUUUUUGAACCAUCAUGUGUUCAGAAACUAAACUUUAACAAACAAUAUUUUUUUGUCCUCUACCUCUUUUGCCUCAUAUGAUUGUUUUGAUUAAUAAAAACUAGUUUUUUUGCGCUGCUA
Molecule: messenger RNA, 2662 nt
Organism: Pygocentrus nattereri (red-bellied piranha)
Lineage: Eukaryota; Metazoa; Chordata; Actinopteri; Characiformes; Serrasalmidae
Product: zinc finger protein 12-like
Exons: 3
Coding region: 212-1534 (440 amino acids)
Cellular component (GO): nucleus
Source: RefSeq, a predicted model, not a curated record